Molecule: messenger RNA, 747 nt
Organism: Kazachstania africana CBS 2517
Lineage: Eukaryota; Fungi; Ascomycota; Saccharomycetes; Saccharomycetales; Saccharomycetaceae
Gene: NKP1
Product: Nkp1p
Exons: 1
Coding region: 1-747 (248 amino acids)
Source: RefSeq, a predicted model, not a curated record
AUGAUAGCCCCAGAAACAGAGAACAACCUUUUAUAUAAGGAAAUAUCUCAAUUCGUUGAAGCACAAGCAAAUGUUGCAACCGAUUCCAGCCAGAUAGUACUCGAUGAAAUACCGUACGAAGUACAAAAGUUAGUUAACGACGAACUUAAAGGGAAAACCAGAUUAAAUAGGACUAAAAUGGAUAUUCUAACAAAUCGGGCAUACCAUGUAGAAUUGGAAUGGAAAUUAAACCAAUUGAAUGAAAUUAUGAAGCUGGUUGGCGAUGUACCCAAGUAUUCUAUUGGGAACGAGCUAUCUAAAUCAAUCAAUGACGAUAAUUUAAUUAGUAAAGGUGGCGUUUCUUUACGUAGUUUGAUGAAAGAUGUGUAUAAGUUACCAGAAUUGGCUCUGAGGGAUGAUGUUAAUAUUGAUGACCACGAUUAUCAAUUGUUAGAAGAAUACAACAAUAUAAGAACUUCAUUAAUUCGGAAUUGUUCCAUCAUCGAAAUUGCUGAAGAACAGGCUGCGGAGAUCGCCACAGAUGUUGAAAGGAUUACCUCACUACUACAUAGCAUUGAGGAGAAGGUAGGUCAUGCCAAUUUGAUAGAAUAUUUUCAGAAUUAUCAUGACAGUUUACUUGACGAAUUGAAUGAUUUAGUUUUCUCAUUAGAAGAUGCCUUAAAAUCUGGCAACUUGACUGGAGAAAAGAAAGAACAUAUACGGGCCAUACUCUCAGAUUUACAAGGCCAAGAAAGAGAAGUAAAUUGA